Chironomus riparius is the source of this 1486-nucleotide messenger RNA. Lineage: Eukaryota; Metazoa; Arthropoda; Insecta; Diptera; Chironomidae. The record is from the annotation of a GenBank genome assembly.
UGCCUUUCUUCUUUUGGAGUGAACGAACGCAUUAAAAAAAUUAUGAAAAUUAAUUACGGUGAAAUUAUUGCUAAAGUUGAGACCUUUGACAUCAGGUUUCCGACUAGCUUACAGCAAGACGGAAGCGAUGCUAUUCACACUGAUCCUGAUUAUUCUGUAGCUUAUAUUGUUAUAACGACUAAAAGUGGCAAGAAAGGAUACGGAAUGACCUUCACAUUAGGUCGAGGAAAUAAUAUUGUUUGCUGUGCUAUUGAAACUCUUAAAUUCAUCCUGGAAAAUAAGUCUGUUGAUGAGAUUUAUCAAGAUUUUGGAGGAUUUUGGAGAAAAUUAACAAGCGAACCGCAGUUAAGAUGGCUAGGUCCAGAAAAAGGGGUUCUUCAUUUAGCAGUAAGUGCCUUAAUCAGCUCAUUAUGGGACCUUUGGGGACGACUGGAAAGAAAGCCUGUGUGGAAAUUGCUGUCAGACAUGACACCUGAAUUCCUGGUCUCAUUGAUUGAUUUUCGCUACUGUACGGACGUGCUUACAAAAGAUGAAGCAAUUGAACUUCUUAAAAAGUCAUCAGAAGGAAAAGGCAAAAGAGAACGUGAUCUUUUGGACAGUGGAUAUCCCUGCUACACAACAGCAGCUGGUUGGCUUGGAUAUAGUGACGAGAAGAUGAUUGAGUUAUGCAAGAAAUAUAUGAAUAAGGGAUUCAAUGCAUUUAAAAUUAAAAUUGGUCAAAAUUUGGAAAGCGACAUCAAAAGAUGCAAACUAAUUCGUGAAAUCAUUGGAUAUGAUAAUGUCUUGAUGGUCGAUUCAAAUCAGAUAUUUGAUGUCCAACAAGCGAUUGAUUGGAUGACUGAAUUAAAAGAUUUUAAUAUUUUGUGGAUUGAGGAACCAACAAGCCCUGACGACAUACUUGGUCAUGCGAAAAUUGCAGAAGCACUGAAAAAGUACGGUAUUAAGGUAGCGUCAGGGGAGAUGAUAUGUAAUCGAGUCGUAUUUAAACAAUUUAUGCAGGCAAAGGCUUUUGAGUAUUGUCAAGUUGAUUCAGCUAGAAUUGGAGGUGUCAAUGAAUUACUUUUGGUCUAUUUAAUGGCAAGGAAAUUUAAUAUAAAAGUUUGUCCACAUGCUGGUGGUGUUGGACUAUCUGAAAUGAUUCAACAUUUACAAUUUUGGGACUAUGUAUCAGUUUCAGGAACUAAAGAAGGAAGAUACAUUGAAUAUGUUGAUCAACAACAUGAACAAUUUGUACAUCCAGCAAUCGUCAAUAAUGCACAUUACUUUCCGAAAAUGUCUUCGUAUGGCUUUAAUACAGAACUGACAGACGAUUGUGUAAGAAAAUUUGCUUAUUCAAAUGGCGAAAAAUGGCAAAAACUUUUUAAUGCUAAUGUUUUUCCGCGACCUUCUUGAAAUUGUUGAUUUAGCACGUUAUUGUUGUACAAUUUACAGCAUAAACUGGCACAAACAUUUAAAGAGGAAAUAAAAAUGUUUGGUGGUGGGAAUU